Messenger RNA from Cladocopium goreaui, 1458 nucleotides. The record is from the annotation of a GenBank genome assembly. Lineage: Eukaryota; Dinophyceae; Suessiales; Symbiodiniaceae.
AUGAAGUUUCUCACCGGUGAUGACACCGGCCUCAUCAAAGUGGUCCACGUGGAGAAGCAGAAGGUGCGGGAACUCCAUGUAGAGGCUGAACGCUUUGGUCCACGACGGAAGGGCCAGGCGGUGCAACGCCUUUGCUGGGCUGGGCCAGCUGCAGCACCUGAGGCUGCACUGGCAGUGGCAUAUGAUUCCGGUGCCUUAGAGCUCCGAGACCCUCAAGGGAAUGUCUUGAGCACUGCCUCCACGGUGGCGGACGUGAAGUGUUUGCAGGCAUGUAGUGCUGGUCUACUUGCAGUGGCAAGUGAUGGGACUGGCAGCAUUGUGGCGGAAUGGGGCAAGGCUGAUGCCUACUCUGGCGAUCCUCUACGCUAUGCUGGAGGACCUUCGGCUGAAGUGGAGCAGUUUCAACUGCAGGCGCCAGUGGCACAUGCAGCUGUUGAUCCCAGCAGGCCGUCGAGGUUCGCUUUUGGCGGCUUGGAGAACGAUGUGAAGAUCUACGAUCUUGAAAGGAAAGAGGUCGUUUGGACUGCGAAAAACGUGCGCGAGGAUUCUCUUUGUCUUCGCGUGCCGGUGAAGGUGACAACCUUGGGAUGGGCAACAAAGAUGUGCCCGUCAAGAUCGUUGAUCACGUGUGGCACUGGUGAUGGAAAGGUCCGGGUCUACGAUGCGAAUGCGCAGCGAAGGCCUCUCUUUGAGCUGCUCAUCGGCUAUUUGGUGGGCACAGGUACAGGCGGCUACACAGGCACCAUGGAUGACACCAAGAGGCCUCAACUCUGCAGCAAAGUUGCGCAGAUUCGUGGCAAUGAUUGGGGUCUAUUGAUUGCAGACACCUUGGGCAUCAUCCGUGAGUACGACUUGCGCAACUUGCCCAAGAGCCAAGCUGCAACAGUGCCACCCGGGCGUAAGGCGCACUUGAAGCUCGCAAACAAGGAGCUUCCCUUUCGGCGCGGCUACAAGGGUACCAUGGGUGCCAUUCGGGACAUCGAUGUCCAUCCCAGUGGAGAUGCCAUGGCAGCUGUGGGCCUGGGCCGCUUCGCUUACGUCUUUCCCACCAAGGGCAAGCAGAUGUUGAGUAAGGUGUAUUUGAAGCAAAAGUUGAACUGUGUCUUGAUGUCCAGCGAAGCAAUGGUCAAGCCAAAGGAGGAAGAGAAAACCACUCAAGAGGAGGGUGAAGAAGAACAUCCGGAAGAAGAUGCGCUGGUCGAAGGAGGUGCUCCUGAGACAGAAGCGGCUGAAGAUGAAGUGGAGGAAGGUUUCUCUGAUGAUGAGGCAGAGAUGGAAAAGAACGCAGCGGAGAUGGGUGGAGAAGGAGCCCGGCGCAAACGGAAGAAGCAAGGGUCCGAUGCUGUUCAAAGUGCCAUGGAACUGGAUGGAACUGGCGUUUCGUUUAGAGCCUACGCUUCGGUUCGGUUCGCAGAGAUGAUCGGUUCGUUUCCGUUUCGUUUCACAGACGGUUUGUGA